UACCACAACAACAUUAUAUCUUGUCGAGUUCUGGUGCAUUAACCAGUAGCGUAAAUAGAGCAAAAGUGUGCGUACUGUUAGUUAGUUAAUAAUAGAAACCACGAUGCUGUGUUCUGUGACAAUAUUCGCCACCUUCCUGGCAACGUCCUCGGCAAGUCCUGUAGUUUAUCCUGCUGUCCCAACAUCUAGUCAGUACCAUUCUCAAGACGGCCUCGGCCAGUACAGCUACGGUUAUUCCGAACCCUUAUCCGCAAAAUCAGAGAUCAGAUCGGCUGAUGGUGUUACAAGGGGCGGUUACUCGUUCUACGACGCCGAGGGUAAACUACGGACUGUUCAGUACGUUGCCGAUCCAUUAAACGGAUUCCAAGUCGUUGCUUCCGACAUUCCUGACCCUGCGAGGACUCUAGAACAACGAGCCGUUGAAUUAGAGCAACUCAAACCUGUCGAAGACACUCCGGAAGUUGCUGCAGUUAAGGCUGAACAUUUGGCCGCCGUUGAAGAAGUCAAAGCAAGAUUGGCCGAAGCUGAAAGAAACAGUGUUCCAGGUGAAGAAGAAGAAGAGCGAGAAGAAGUUGUAAAUCCAGUAUCCUCGAAUGCAAUAAAUGAUGGUCCAGCACCGGUGGCUUAUUCAGCGGUACCCGCUCCCAUGGCAUUUCCUGUUCCAGCUGCUUAUUCGUAUUCUUACACGACUCUUCACGAUACUGGUCUAGAACAACCUGUAGCCGGUGCUUACGCUACCCCACUGAUAAGAUAAUCAGUACUUAUGUCUAAAUUUUAUGUCAUAGGUAUAAGUGACAAUUUUGUACCUCGUAUCUCUAAAAUUAAUUUGUAUAGUGUUGUGAGAAUUUAAUCCAGAAUAAUUAAAAAAAAAAAAGAACAAGAA
Messenger RNA from Agrilus planipennis (emerald ash borer), 883 nucleotides. Its product is annotated as cuticle protein 7-like. The record is from RefSeq and is a predicted model, not a curated record. Gene Ontology annotation, molecular function: structural constituent of chitin-based larval cuticle. NCBI's taxonomy places the organism in Eukaryota, Metazoa, Arthropoda, Insecta, Coleoptera, Buprestidae. Bases 104 to 754 code for a protein of 216 amino acids. The transcript has a single exon. Gene Ontology annotation, cellular component: chitin-based extracellular matrix.